Anopheles merus is the source of this 2408-nucleotide messenger RNA. RefSeq lists its product as uncharacterized. The transcript has 5 exons. Gene Ontology annotation, cellular component: membrane. Gene Ontology annotation, biological process: positive regulation of protein autophosphorylation; positive regulation of cell population proliferation. NCBI's taxonomy places the organism in Eukaryota, Metazoa, Arthropoda, Insecta, Diptera, Culicidae. The record is from RefSeq and is a predicted model, not a curated record. The coding region runs from base 219 to 1205 and encodes 328 amino acids. Gene Ontology annotation, molecular function: growth factor receptor binding; growth factor activity.
CCCAAUUGCGUGUGAAACCGUUUAGCGACCUUGAAACGAAAAGAAGUGCAAGCAAAAGUGCAGUGAGCAAACAGGCAAAAAGAACAAACAAUCAACGACAUUUUUUUUUUUGCUUUUGCAAACCAGAGCAAAAGAAAGAAAGCAACACUACGAAACGAAACAGUGAGAAAAUAGAACGACAAAAUAGUGCAAAAACGAGCAACCGACACCGAACCGCAAUGAACAGCAAGCAAAGCAACAAGCAAACGAUGCUGCCGGGAUCGUCCCUGGUGCUGCUGGUGGCGCUGGCUGGGCUGGUGAUGGUGCUGCUGCCCGUCGGCACGGUGCCGGCCGUCCACGCCCAGCAGUCGGACCGGGCGGGCGCACUGAUCGAACCGAACGACGCCCUGUACGAUGCCCGGUACGCGCGGAUCGCGAAGGAGAAGCGCGAAUCGUCCCGCCGCCCGACGUCGGCCGCCGAGGACCAUGAGUCGGAAGAGUUCUACGGGCUUCCGAUCGAAUACGCGCUGCAGCUAUCGGAGCUGAACACGUCCGCAGACAUCCUACCGCUGCUAGAUCCGGACUCCGUCGACAGCCGCAUCUUCAUGGACGGUGGGGAGUACAGUGGACGGGACAUUGGAAUGGAGCCGGUGGCGGCAUCGUGCGAGCCGGACUCCGAGCUGGUCAGCCUGCGGCCGGAGAAUCUGACCAGCUCCCGCUACUACUACUACCCGAGCUGUACGCGCGUGAAGCGGUGCAGCGGCUGCUGCAACACCAAGCAGCUCGUCUGCGAGCCCACCGCCAACCGCACCAUCCUUUACAAGGUCACCAUACUGGAGUACCGGCCGAACAAGAAGGAUCGCUUUUCGCACCGCGAGCUGGUGCCGAUCGAGGAGCACGUCCGGUGCAAGUGCCAGUGCCGGGUGAAGGCGUGGCACUGCAACGAGCGUCAGCAGUACAACGCGAACAACUGCCGCUGCGAGUGCACCAACCGGGCGGACCGGGACGAGUGUGCCCUGGAAAGCGACAGGAAGCAGUGGAACCCGUCCACCUGCACCUGCGACUGUCUGCCGCGGAACGAGGACUGCACCAGCGGCUCGCACUACGACCGCAACGCGUGCAAGUGUGUCCCGAACAAGCCCUGGCCGGGGCGGACGUGGAACCAAUCGCUGGACGACCGGCGGCGCCUCAUCGUGAAACCGAUCCCGGUAGUAACCGAUCCGUGAGCGGAGCUGCUGCCAUCAGCGGGCCCUGCCCCUUCCCUGGCGUCCACAAUCAUCAUCACAGCAACGAAGAAGCAGACGGUCUAACCAAGCAUAACGGACCACCGGAAGGACGCGCGCGAAAUUUGGGCUGGCACACUCGCGGAAUGUUAUUAAGUUAUUUGUUCGCUCGUAAAGCGCAGGGGAAACACAUCGCAGGGACACAGGAUAGGGCGACCUACCGGCAGGACAGUCAGCGUAAACUUUGUAGUAAGCCGCACAGAUAGAACUGUUUUUUUUUUUUUUUGUAAAGUAGGUUUUUUAGCUCAGCUCAAGAUAGCGGAAAAUGAGCGCUGGUGCGAAAUGUGCUAACAUGGUGGAGAAGUAGGCGUAACAGGUAGGCGGCAAAUUGUUUGUAGUCUAUUUUGGCAACAUUUUUCAAUUCAAUUCAAUAGUGACACACUAAUUAGAUCAAUCUUUCAACUCUUCGAUAAAAUUUUUGUAGUACAGUUUGUUCUUUGUCCCCAAAAAGGCCUCAGUUUCGCCUCCUCAUUAGAUGAAAACUUCUUCCCAGCUUUCUCGAUCUGUUUCACUUUACGGUUGUUAUUAAUUAUUUGGUGGAUUUUUUGUAAUGUUUUCAUCGGCAAACAACUCGUUUUGGGCGUCCUCAGUGCUCACAUCACCAUCCGUUUAUACAUAGUAUGCCAAUGCUUGAAGGUAGAUUUUGGUGUGUCUGAAAACUCUUCAUAAAGACUUUUUUUUUGCUACAAUUGGAUAUUUCCCUUCAAAUACAAAUGGUGUUAAAGAUGGUACAAACUGCAAAUAAUAUGGGUUAGAUUCUUCCAGUGGUAUCUAUGUGUUAGGCAACACAAACUUCAGCCAACCUGUUAGGACAAAUUAAACGAGAUGAAAAAUAAUGAUAGAAGAACUUCCAUUUACAGUCAGGAACAGAAUCAAACCACGCAUUAGCGCUUAUUUUCCAAAAAAAAAGCCAUCUUGAGAUAGAGAGAGAGAUAGAGAGAGAGAGAGAGAGACAAUCGAGAGAAACAAAGCAAACUAUAUAGUUAUAGGAAGAGACUACACACGAAAGCUAGACGACGAAAAUCGGCAUACCAUGCAGAUUGCAUUUUUUAUUUUUUGUUUUGUCGUAUCUAGCUCAUCAAAGUAGGAGGCAAUAUUGUAAAGUCUCAUAUAAAAAGAAAAAUCACGAAUGUACAACGUAAACAC